Molecule: messenger RNA, 875 nt
Organism: Pseudovirgaria hyperparasitica
Lineage: Eukaryota; Fungi; Ascomycota; Dothideomycetes; Acrospermales; Acrospermaceae
Exons: 2
Coding region: 165-719 (184 amino acids)
Source: RefSeq, a predicted model, not a curated record
UUAUACCUGAAGAAAUCCCACAAUCUACCACCAUCUGUUCGUCUCUUCACCAUCUCACUCCUCUCACCUGCUUUACGCCAACGCGGGAAUGCUACGGGUACCAGCGCGAACCUGUGGAUAGCAGGCCUGACAUUUGACACUACAGGAUUGUCAAUCAUCUUGCCAUGUGGAGGCAGGCGUCAAGCCACAGCGGUCCGUCCGCUUGUCGCCAAGUCGCCAUGCCGCCCAGACUGCCUGUCACUCUCCUCCCUACCCCCCAAAGGCUGAAUGCUGGGGCGAAACAACACCUUGAAACACCACCAUCAUCGUAUGCCAUCGAUAGAUUGAUCGAGCUCAUCACGCUGAUUCAGCGCACCGCUCGAUGCGGUGCUCCCGUCUUGCCCAUCCCUGCCUCGUCGUCGUCACCGAUGAGACCAAAUAUCACAGCCGCCACGUUUCCACACCACCGCUCCGCUGCUCCCCACAAACGGACCGACGUGGGUCCUCUACUACAGCUAAGCACUGUCCACUUACUUCUAUAUACUAAUAUCUAUGCAUGUCGCGUCCACUUGGCUGUACUGUACUGUAGUGUAUCUCAGGGCACCCCAGAUGGUGUGGACUCUAUUUUCUGCUGCAAGAAUCCUCCCAUCACACUCUCUUCGUCUUCGUCUCGAGCAAAACCUCCGUUCUCUGGCAGCCCAACGACCCACAUGGCUCCAUUUUCUGCAGACUCACCAUAAUUAAUACUGUCUACUCCAUCAACCUUGUCCGAAAAGCUAUUGCAGCAUCGUGUUCUAAGCGAGUGGCACUUUCUUCCAACGUCGAGCGUAAGGUAUAAUUAUGGUACCUAGGUACCAGAAUACCUCGUCGUAUUCCUCUGCCGUUUUGAUGGUCCU